Molecule: messenger RNA, 3001 nt
Organism: Dendroctonus ponderosae (mountain pine beetle)
Lineage: Eukaryota; Metazoa; Arthropoda; Insecta; Coleoptera; Curculionidae
Exons: 2
Coding region: 250-2232 (660 amino acids)
Source: RefSeq, a predicted model, not a curated record
ACGGCACGCCGUAUCGGUGUCGCUGUGUGAACACCUGAAAAUCCACUGUGUUACCCAGGCCUAAAACCUGAACAAUUUUUCAGGUUCCUGACGUUGUUCUGCAACUGUUUGCCUCAUCCCACUGUUCUACGAGUUUGGGACCUGAUUUUCCUGGAAGGAAACGAAGUUCUUCUGCGUACAGCAGUGGCCAUCUGGCAAGUGCUGGCGCAAAGAAUCCUCUCGGUUCGAACAGCCGAUGAAUUCUACUGCAUGAUGGGGGCCUUAACCAGGGAACUGCUCGAAUCCAAUCUGAUUGACGCCAAUACGCUGAUUAAAGCGAUCGUGGCCAUCGGGCCGCUGAAGGAGCUGAAGAACUUGAGGGAUCAUUAUUUGUACAAUAUCACGCCCUGGGGAACGUCGAUGCCUCGGCCGGUGGAAAAGCAGAUCAGCUUGCAUCUGAAGCACAACAUUCCGUUGGACAUCAGCGCCCUGAAGAAGCAAUAUUUGAAGCUGAAGCAGCGGCAGCGGCAGGCGCAUGUUAUUUUUUCUUCGGCGAUAUCGGGACAGCCGGCUCCUGCCCCGGCCCUUGCCAUUAACCAUCUUCUAGUAGGGAAGCGAGCUUUAGGUUCUGCAAGACGUCCAGCACCGCCAAAGGGCAGCAUCCCGCCAGCUCGUCAAAUCCACCCCAGCACCAUCCAGUGGAAGGACGCAGAAAAACAGAGCUCCAGCUCCAGUUCGAGCGACACUGAGCUAUGCGACGACGACGUGCAGAGUUCUUCCGAAGAAGAUGCGAAGCCUCCGAGCCAAAGUCAAUUAACCGACAAUCCCAGUCCUGGUGAUAUUAGUUUAAAAAAAUGCGACAAUACUGAAGGAAACGCUGCCUCUGUAGCUAACAGUUUAAGAGCGUCCCCGGUGAAGCUGAUGUCUGACUCAGAGGACGAAAGCGCUGAGUUCGAGCACUUUUUAGCUGAUCGUGUCAAGUAUCUGAAGGAGAACAAUAGUGAGAGUGAGCCGGCUAAUGUGAGCGCCAGCAGCCAUUCCAGGCGCAAUAGUGAGCUGGCGCUGCAAAUUAUACAGGAGAAUUCGAUGAUUUUACGCAGGAUGAUGCAGUGUCAGUCGCGACUUUCUCCUUCACCUCCGCUGUAUUUUAAGGAUGAGGCCGAAGGCGAGUUGAACCCUGCAGAAGCAGUCACUGACCUGCCGGCUCAGAAACAAGACACCGUAUACUCUCAGAGUGGGGAAGCAGAAAAUUUCCCAGAAAACCCUCAGAUUAACUCGCGAUUUCACAACAUCCUGGAGAAAAGCAAAAGUCUGGACGAGCGCUGCAAUCACCUCUUUUAUGGCGAGUUUUUGCAGCAGAAGUCUGCCCGACUGGAGGGUUUGCACGAAAGCAAGUCGGAAACGCCACUGGCAAUUGCAAGUGAUGACCAGCUCAAUCCCGCCGGAUCCAAGGAAAAGUCCCUGGAUAAUAGAAAGUCUGGCGAGUUGAUUCAACAGAACGUCGAGUUGCUGAAGGCUCUGGCAGCUAAUAAGAGCAAAGACCCGCAGCAGGAUAGACUGCAGUUGUCCACCAGGCUUAUUAAGGAAAACGUGGACUUGCUCAAGUCCAUCAGCAGUGAAAAACCGUGCCUCAGCGACUCAAGGGAUGGGAAUAGUGAACCUUUUAAGGCGGAUAUUAGGAGUGUUGUUGCGAUUUUUGAGGAUUCAGCUUCAAUAUUGGCAAACGAAGCCCUUCAGCCCAACGGGGGACGCUUGGAAGGUGCUGGUGUAACUUUGGACUGUUCUUCCCAGCUUCCUCCUUUGAAUGAGAAUGACUAUCCAGUGCCUGCUCACAACUCAUCAGUAGCUGAAGAAUUCUCCUCAGUUGAUCUGCUGUCUGAUUAUAAAACUGAAGAUUGCGGAUGGAAUAAGGAAGACGAUAAGGACUCAGCCAUCAGUGUAAAUGGUGGGCAAAGCUCAGAAACUGCAACUUCGCACUGCUUGAUCAACUUUGAUGACGAUUUACCGCUAAAUGAGCAGCAGGAGCGAUAUGCUAUUAGCUAUGAAAGCUGUGAUACACCUUCGACUAGUUUCACCUUGAAAAGUGAUCAUUUCAGUGCGAGCACUCCAAGCUUCUCGGCUUCGAGGGCGCUUAGUGAGGAACAGUUGAGCCUGAGUAAGUCGCCCAGUCACGUUUUUAAUCCGUUCCCUGUUGCCCUCAAUUCCAGGCAAAGUAAGGAAGUUCCUUUAAAGCUCGGACUUUAUAGGAAGUAAGUUGGAGUUGGCGUAUUCAAUUGUGCCUGGAACAUUAGGACUUGUUGAUCCGUUCCAUUUGAGUUGCUGUUGUAAUUGGUUCCUGAUUGUUUCUUAUUGAUUAUUGAUGAGUCGAGAAAGUGUCUUUCAAAGUGUUUUUCUCGGUUAAAGAAAUGGGUUUGAAAAGAGUUUUUAAAGUGGAUUUUUGUUCGCUUUCUCGUCUUUUGAAGAUAUCAAACUAUAUACUUAGUACAAAGUUAGGUUACCGUGUAAAAUUAGUCGUUGGAUGUCUGUGUUGUAAUCAUCUAGUUACGUUUUUCGCAAUUUAUACGUCCAAAUUCUACUGUAUACAACUUAUUAAAAACUGGCAAAAUUUGCAGGCUUUUGGGACAUUUGUCCAUGAUGUCUUGAAAGCUCAAAAAUGUUGCAUCGUUCCCGGCCCCGACAGCCUAACUUGUUCGAUAGUUUCAUAAAAGCUCAAAGUUCUCGAUUUCUUAUAACUAUUAUUGUUGCAUAUAGAACUACUUUAGCCCAUGCAGCUGAAUGUGAUGCGCUUUUAAUUAAUUUUCCCAUUUAAAAAAUGGAUGAUAGCGGUAUGGUGUGAAGGAUUAAUACAAUAGUAGCCAUAAGUCGUUUCCUGUUGGAAACAUGUUAAUUGCGCUGUGCCAGUCCAUUUGUUCCGACUAUUGCCUCUUAAUCAAAAUGUACUUGAUAUAUUUUCCAUAGCGGCUGAUAGAAUAUACUGUGAAACUGUUACUGAAGAAAUAAAUUGCAAUAUUUCGAUUUUUUC